AUGAUGUGGGGUGCAGGCAGCCCCCUGGCCUGGCUCUCUGCUGGCCCAGGAAACAUGAACAUGAGCAGCGUGGGUUCAACAGAGGGGCCCACAGGCCCAGCCACGCCACUGCCCUCACCUAGGGCCUGGGAUGUAGUGCUGUGCAUCUCAGGUACCCUUGUGUCCUGUGAGAAUGCGCUGGUGGUGGCCAUCAUCGUGGGCACUCCCGCCUUCCGUGCCCCCAUGUUCCUGCUGGUGGGCAGCCUGGCUGUGGCAGACCUGCUGGCAGGCCUGGGUCUGGUCAUGCACUUUGCUGCUGUCUUCUGCAUUGGCUCGGCAGAGAUGAGCCUGGUGCUGGUCGGCAUGCUGGCCAUGGCCUUUACUGCCAGCAUUGGCAGCCUACUGGCCAUCACCGUUGAUCGCUACCUUUCUCUGUACAAUGCGCUCACCUACUACUCAGAGACGACAGUGACGCGGACCUAUGUGAUGCUGGCCCUAGUGUGGGGAUGCGCAUUGGGCCUGGGGCUGCUGCCUGUGCUGGCCUGGAACUGCCUGGAUGCCCGGGCCACGUGCGGCGUGGUAUAUCCAUUCUCCAAGAACCAUCUGGUGGUCCUGGCCGUUGCUUUCUUCAUGGUGUUUGGCAUCAUGCUGCAACUCUAUGCCCAGAUCUGUCGCAUCGUCUGCCGUCAUGCCCAGCAGAUUGCCCUCCAGCGGCACCUGCUGCCUGCCUCCCACUACGUGGCCACCCGAAAGGGCAUUGCCACCUUGGCCGUGGUGCUUGGCGCCUUUGCCACCUGCUGGCUGCCCUUCACCGUCUACUGCCUGUUGGGCGAUGCCCACUCCCCACCCCUCUACACCUAUCUCACCCUGCUCCCUGCCACUUACAACUCCAUGAUCAACCCCAUCAUCUAUGCCUUCCGCAACCAGGAUGUGCAGAAGGUGCUGUGGGCUGUCUGCUGCUGCUGUUCCUCUUCCAAGAUCCCCUUCCGAUCCCGUUCCCCCAGUGACGUCUAGUCGCAUCCUAGUGACCCUUCAGCCCUGAUCACUACAGAAUUCCAGAAUGUUAGGUCCUCCAGGGCUUUGUUCCAACCCUCCAGCUCCACACCCCAAGACCCAGCUGGUUCUGGAGUUCUAGGACUUUGGGUGUUUCACAGGAUUCUGUUCAGAUCCCUGCAGGGCCCAGCUGGCUCCAUGGUUCUAGAAUGUUCAGGUGGUCAGGGUUCCACUCAGAAAUGUCCCACAGCCCAGCUGGCUUGGAGUUCCAGGAUGCUGCUGGGUGUUUUCCAGUGCCAUUCCAAGUCCCUGAUCUUCCCCUCCCUUGACCUUGACCAUGUCGCUUUACUUCUGAGUUUCUGAACUAGAAUCAGAGAGGUUAGUUACUCCGUUGAUAGAUAAGAGAAAGAUUUAUCUGUAUAUAUGUGCACAUACAGAGUAUCUAUUUAUUAUUUAUUUAUUUAUGCAUUUAUUUAUGGGUGUUAGGGGAAGAAAAGAGACCCACACCUUGAAAUCCAGGCCAUACCAGGGUACUCCCAGUCCCCAACACCCUCAUUUCUGACCUCAGUUCCUAGAUGGGGGAAAGGGAGAGAGAGAAACCACGUAUUUUGUUAUUAUUUUUGCUUGUUUUUUAUCAAAGAGAUCAUAGAAACCAGAGCCUUCUCCCAGGGCCCGCCACCCUCGGGUUUGCAGGGGGAACAUACCAGCCUCUGGUUUUUUAUUUUUUUAAGAAACCAUCUCCUGAGAAACCGAGAAUUCCUCUGCGCUGGGGGCCGGCUGCCCUCUGGUGGCCGUUUUCGGGUAACUGCAGCCCGGCCGGCAGCCGGGACCAGGCCAAGCAACCCCAACUCCACUCCAGCCUGGUGUCCAGCGCCACAGCCAGAGUCUGGCGGCCAGGCCUCACCCUGCGGUGCCCUAGAGGAGGCAGGGUGCGAGCCAACGCCAGACCCCUCUGCCAACUGGGGUAUGGUCCCCAGUGCAAUCCCUAUUCCUGUCCCUGACCCAACCCUCAAUAAAAAUGAUUUUGUGAUAAAUUUGUGUGUGUGUGUGUGUGUGUGUGUGUGUGUGGAGGGGGUGGAGUGGGGCCUGAUGGGGGACAGCCUGGAAUGGGGGAUUAUGCCAGGCCCGGGGGCCUGUGGGGUAUAUGAGGAGAUGGAGACCCAGGUGGAAUGUGGCCGGCAGGUGACACCUCCCACCCCAGGAUGCCUAUCUGAUGGGUCCCCCUGCUCAGACACAGGCACCGCCAGGCAAGAACCCCACCAUCCCCUGGGGACUGGAACCCCUGUUGCUAGACCCUUUUGGGGUUGAAGAUGCCUACAUCCUGCCCACAUGAGCUUUAGCUUGGCCUUUGGCAUGAAGGAUAUACUCAAAGCAUGUAGGUGUUCUUAACAACAGCCCUUUCCAGUCAUGGGCAUUUACUGUGUGCUAGGCACUGUGCUAAGUGUACUACACCCAUUACCACAUUUAUGCCUAACAAGCAUCCCAUGGCACAGGUAAUAAUAACUUCUCCAUUUUACGGAUGAGGAAACAGGCUGAGGGAGAUUCAGUGGCCAGCUCAAGGUCAUACAGCUAGGAAAUGAUAGAGCCAGAAUUCAAACCAGGAACACUUGUUUCCAGAACCUGUGCAAUACUGGCCAAUGCCCCCCCCCCAUCUCCUUCCUUCCCAACCCUAGGGCUUACGACAUUCUGGACUCAGAUUUGUGUUGGGGUUCAUUCUCAAGCCAGCAGCCACAUUUUGGGAGGUGGCCGGUUGGGGUCUGUUCAUUCAGGAGCUGAAGAGCUUUUUUGCUACGCAAAGGUGAGUGAUGGUAAGUGUGUGCGUGUGCUCUUGUGUGCCUUUGAGGAUGUAAGUGUUCAGGACCCUGAAUUUCGGUGUUUUGGAACCAGAAAGGACAUGUUCAACAGGCAAGGGCAGGAGCAGGUUUGGGGUGUGGCUGAAGAGGAAGCUCUGACUACCCAAACCCCCCAUCUUCCUGGGUGGGCAAAGCCUGGAGGUGGGGCCCUCAGAGCACCUCCACUGUACAGAUAGGGAGACUGAGGCCCGAAGAACAGCCACUUGCUCAAACACACAGCUGUGCCAGGCUAGGACUCAGGUCUUUCUCCAUUUCCCUGGCCAGAGGUUUCUGCCUGGUGUUCAAGACCCCUCCCCAGUAGUAGCCACAGGAAUCCAAGGCGAGUGGACAUGCCAACAGGGGCUGGGUCAGAGCUGGUGGAGGGCGGCCCUGGGCUUAGGUACAUAUGGCUCCAGUCCAGGCACAAAGUGGAGAGGGUCCACCAGAUCUGGCUGAGGCUUAUCUCUCUCCCCACCUUCCUGGAAGAUCCCUGGGAAAAGACCCCCACUCAGGAAUCACCUGUUCUAUGCCAAAUAUCGCAUACAACAUCACCAUGGUCCACUGGGUGGUACUAUUACUCUCCCCACUUUACAGAAGAGAAAGUUGAGGCGCUGAGAGUAAUGGGUUUUCAUUUAUUCACUGCUGUCCUUGUGGACAGCUUAAAUUCUAGCCAGGGGAGACAGUAAUAAAGAGAUAAGCUAAAACAUGGUAAUGUCAGAGAGUGAUGGGUCCUCAGAGAAAAACAGAGAAGGGGCACAGGGAGCGCGUGUAAUCUCUAAAUGAGGGUGCCCCCAAAAGGCCUUCCUGAAGGUGACGUUUGAUUUGCCUAAAGUCGCAUAGUUAGUAAAAGAGUUGAGCUGAGAUUUGAACCCAGGUCCAUUUGACUCCAAAUCUGUUUCUUUCCUAGGUGAGGAGCAGCUCAGAAACAGCAAGCAAGGAAACCAGGGCUGGGAGCUCUGUCCCCAGGCUAGGGAAAAUGUGGGGCUCUUCAGGCUACCCCUAGACCUUUGGGAGGGGCAGUGUAGGAACAGGCCUCCUUGCUGCCUCCGCCUCACUCCCAAGGAGCACCCACCAAGGACCAGAAGGAGAGGGGCCAGGUGCCUCUCCUGCCCUGGGUGGGCUUGGCCCUUUGCUUCCCCGUCCUAGCUUCUGGCUCCAGGGCCUGGCAGGGCCAAAUGCUGGCCAGCCUCAUGU
Kogia breviceps (pygmy sperm whale) is the source of this 3998-nucleotide messenger RNA. It is a transcript of the gene GPR3, whose product is annotated as G protein-coupled receptor 3. The record is from RefSeq and is a predicted model, not a curated record. Gene Ontology annotation, biological process: adenylate cyclase-activating G protein-coupled receptor signaling pathway; regulation of metabolic process. Lineage: Eukaryota; Metazoa; Chordata; Mammalia; Artiodactyla; Physeteridae. Gene Ontology annotation, cellular component: plasma membrane; cytoplasm. Gene Ontology annotation, molecular function: sphingosine-1-phosphate receptor activity.